Molecule: messenger RNA, 1301 nt
Organism: Capsaspora owczarzaki ATCC 30864
Lineage: Eukaryota; Filasterea; Ministeriida; Capsasporidae
Exons: 4
Coding region: 33-1130 (365 amino acids)
Source: RefSeq, a predicted model, not a curated record
GUGGCGUUGUAUUGCGCGCAUCAACAACAACAAUGGCAGAGGCAGCAGAUGGGCGGAUACGACUGACGCGCGAGUUUGCAACAAGCACUGGUCCAGCGCUCUACCGUUUGCAGCCAGACAAGUCGUUUCGGUGCGUCCCGAUGCCGGUAUACCAGGAUAACGUCCAAACACUCAGCCCGCCGUCGACGGAUGGCUUGGCGCAGCGUCGAUUCUCCACAACCGAGUUUGCUCAUGCGCCGCAGCCAGACGGCAGCUUCUUCCUCUCGCCCCUCCAAGAACGUCGCUGCAUAGCAUGGAUUGCACCAUCAGGUGGAUCUCCAGGAUCCAGCGAGAAGCGCACAGACGAAUGUACUGAACAGUGCUCGGCAUGGACGUGUCUUCUUCCGUUUUGUCUACCGCACACUCGAGAGCUUCUCCGGUUGAAUGUUUGUGCGUCCACAAUCCCUGCUGCAGGAAGCGGCUUGUUUGCGUACAAUCUCGCAGCGCAACAGCAGAAUCAACCAGUCUUCCGCAAGGGCGACCUCGUGCAUUAUUACGAAGGCGAAAUGAUGAGCUGGCCCCGGUACGGCCAACGGUAUGCACGAGACUUGGACCCGACCGAUGCGCUGUGGUUUACUCCGUACGCGCUCUCUCAUAAAAGCCGCAUUCUUGAUGCGAUCGUUGUCCGCGGCAUCCUGGGUUCCUCCAACGACAUUUCAGGCAGACCCUCCCAAGAACCCUGGGACGGGCCUGCGACACUCGACGUCCAAACCGAAAACUACGUGGACGCAACCAAGGAGGAUGCGGUGAAUCUGGACAAGGGCGCGCAAACUCCAUCUACCUGCGCGCUGGUGGCCACCAAGGACAUUUUCCACGGAGACGAAAUAUUCAUCACAUACGGCGCCUUGUGGUGGCGGGCCUUCCCCCGUCCCAACGCACCAUCCGGCGAACAGCCACCACGCGCUGUCUGGGACGCCUUCGAGUCGGAGAUUUGGGUGGAUACCUCGUCUCAGAGCGACGCCGGCGAGCACACCGACCACGAGACUAAAGACACUCGCAGGAAAGCUGCGCCCAACAAGCCAUUGCCGCGCAUUCCCGCAAAGGCCCGCGCCCUGGAAGUCGCGCAGCGCAAAUCACCCCGAAAGCGAUGAAUGCGUGCAUUUUAUGAUAUUGUUAGCAAAAUCUCAGCUCUUGAUGUCGUAUCAUUUGGGUGCUGCGUCAGGGCGAGAAGGGUCGGUUGUUGCGAAUUUUGUUGAAAUGUGUCGUUGAGGGGGAUGUUUGGUUUUUGGUAGACACAAAAAUUAAAGCAAAAGGAAAACAAC